AUGUGGAAUAAAGCGAUCCUCGGAGAAGGAGGGGUUCACUAUCAAAACCUUUGUGAGAUCAUUGGUGAGCCACUUAUCGAAGACAUGGUGGUUGGCACCAAGGAGGAUAUGUUAUUGCUCGAAGAGCGUGGAAAAGUUGAAGAAGAGAAAUAUGCGCUCCAAACGGCUUUCUUGAAGCAGUGGCUGGAUUCGGGCACUGACGCCUUACUUGAGCCUAGUAAACAAUGGAUGGGAUACACGGCUAUAUGGAACCUGCUGAACUACGCCGCUGUUACUGUGCCUGUUGCUAAAGCUAGUGGGGAUCUUCACUCAGUCGGUGGUGGGAAGAACGCCGAUUGGGAAGCGUAUCCACCCAGAAACGAGUCAGAUGAGUUUGAUUACGCUGGCAUGCCCGUAUGUGUGCAGAUUAUAGGCGGACGGUUUGGCGAAGAGAAAGCUGCCGCAGUUGGAGAAGUUGUUGAUCAGCUUAUGAACCCGACUCCUUCUAUCCAAUUGGCUAAAGUUUGGAGCGUUGGAAAAUACACGAGUCGCAAGAAAUGUAGAGAGGGCGUUGAACAAGUCAUGAUUGACGAGAGGAUAAUAGCUGCCACGUCCUUAAGUUUCUAUGCAAUACUAGUAAUUCAUAUUUCGUAA
Molecule: messenger RNA, 633 nt
Organism: Penicillium chermesinum
Lineage: Eukaryota; Fungi; Ascomycota; Eurotiomycetes; Eurotiales; Aspergillaceae
Exons: 3
Coding region: 1-633 (210 amino acids)
Source: RefSeq, a predicted model, not a curated record